Molecule: messenger RNA, 642 nt
Organism: Mesorhabditis belari
Lineage: Eukaryota; Metazoa; Nematoda; Chromadorea; Rhabditida; Rhabditidae
Source: the annotation of a GenBank genome assembly
AUGUCGACAAUAUCGCGGACGGUCCAUUUGCUGGUGAUGGGACGAUGCGCGCGAUUCACCUCGUUGAGACGCCUCUCCGACAUCGACUACUCGAAGGAGAAGCCCACGCCGUGGCAACUCGAGCAUAUUCAAACGAGGCUCAUCGACACAACACCGCAUUUCUUCCGACAACGAAUCGACUACACUUUCUACCAUCGAGAUGUCGUGCUGGAGAAUCAAAUCAUCGGGAGAACGAUUCGAGGACGGGACAUGAUGAUGCACCAUUUUGGAUUCUUCUCAGUAAUGCUAAAGAUGGCAUGUCCGCAUAUUGAGAUGGAAUGCGUCGAUUGUCAUCCACAAAUCGAGGACGGCACGGUGCGUCUGCGAUGGAGGAUCAAGUACGUGUCGUGGCUGCGAUUGGCCUUCAACCCGCUGCUCUUUCGCUUCAACUACCGAUUGAAGAACCUCAGCUGGUACGAUGGAUACUCGGUGCUGGAUGUGGAUGGAAAUGGCGAUGUUUACAAGAUGACAGUCCAAAAGAGUCGCCGCGAUGAAAGCUAUCUGCUGAAAGGAGCCGAGAAUUUAAAGAAAACUCUGGAGAAAGCAGUCGUCCCGAAGCCAGCCAGCACAGUCAACUCGACGAAAGACGAAUCGCAGAAGAGA